Molecule: messenger RNA, 871 nt
Organism: Apaloderma vittatum (bar-tailed trogon)
Lineage: Eukaryota; Metazoa; Chordata; Aves; Trogoniformes; Trogonidae
Gene: DNAJB9
Product: DnaJ (Hsp40) homolog, subfamily B, member 9
Exons: 2
Coding region: 8-655 (215 amino acids)
Cellular component (GO): endoplasmic reticulum
Molecular function (GO): protein-folding chaperone binding; misfolded protein binding
Source: RefSeq, a predicted model, not a curated record
CAGAGAAAUGGCAACUACACAAUCUGUCAUCACAUUUGCUCUCUGCAUUUUAAUGAUAACUGAACUAAUACUGGCUACAGAGAGCUAUUAUGAUAUCCUAGGAGUUCCAAAAAAUGCAUCUGACCGCCAGAUCAAGAAGGCAUUUCACAAGCUGGCUAUGAAAUACCACCCAGACAAAAAUAAGAGUCCUGGUGCAGAAGCAAAAUUUAGAGAAAUUGCUGAAGCAUACGAAACAUUAUCAGAUGAGAAUAAACGAAGAGAAUAUGAUCAGUUUGGCCGUCGUGGAGGACAAGGAAAUAAUGGAAGCCCAUUUCAUCAGUCAUUUAAUUUCAACUUUGACGAUCUGUUCAAAGACUUUGACCUCUUUAGUCAAAACUCAAGGUCCAAAAAGCACUUUGAAAAUCACUUCCGAAGUCAUCGGGAAGCUCACAAUCGGCAAAGACGUUCUUUCCAAGAGUUCUCCUUUGGAGGUGGACUUUUUGAUGAUGUGUUUGAAAAUAUGGAAAAAAUGUUUUCGUUUAGUGACUUUGAAAAUGCACACCGACAUGCGGUGCGAACUGAUGCCAGAUUUCAUGGAUCCAGUAAGCACUGUAGGACUGUCACCCAGAGACGAGGAAACAUGGUUACCACGUAUACAGACUGUUCUGGACAGUAACGUUUCCUUUCUCUUUUCUUCUUCUUUCAACAUCUUUGUAAUCUUUUGUGGUUUUGUGCUAACGUGGAAAAAAUCUUUGAACUGUUUGUUCUAAAAACACUGAACUGCUAUAAAGAAAUUGUAGAUGAACUAAUCUUCAGAAUAGAAGUAACAUGCAUUUGGGAAGUAGAUGUCUCAGUAGCAGAAUGGGAGAGAAAUCUCCUGUGACAGAAGAAA